CACCCGCACACACCCCCACCUCAGUGCAAGUCAAUAACAGAGUGCGAGACAAAGACAAAUCAGGCGGAAUCGAUCUAUCUAAAGUUAAACUCUUCAUUUGUACAGGUAGAACUCAAGACAAACACAGCUUUAACAGACAGGUUCUCUCAGGACUUUUCAUCAGGACUUUAGAUAGUUCUACUUCAAGUAUCUGUGUCCUUUAUCUAUUGCAGCACUACUGGGAUUCUCAUUUAAACCAACAUGUCACAGUUCAGCACUCUUUCAGUGCGUGAGAGGAAGAUGCAGGCAGCUGCCCUUUGCCAUGAGGUUCAUGGUGGUGCCAAUGGGUUUACUAUGGACCUGGGGAAGAAACUUUCCACUCCAAAAGACAUCAUGCUGGAGGAACUUUCUCUCUUGUCAAACCGAGGAUCACGCCUUUUUAAGAUGCGACAGCGAAGAUCAGAGAAAUACACAUUUGAAAGCAUUCAGAAUGAAGCCAACACCAUUUUAAAUAAUGAAAAUCAAGCAAAUGCAGAAAACUCAGAAAAUAAAGAAGUUGCCUCAAAAACACCACCAAACACACCAGAUCCCAGAAACCCAGCAAACCCAGAGGAAAUUGCACCAGGAUAUGGUGGUCCCUUGACAAACAUUCCUCCAGAGAGGUUCAAUGCAACAGCUAUGCCAAAAUCCUACCACUCCCCAUGGGAAGAGGCCAUCAUCAAUGACCCAACUCUGGCCGACACACUUAAAGUUCACAUGCCAGUCCCAGAGCCCAAACUAGAGCUGCCUGACUACAAAAGCUUUAAUAGGGUGGCUACACCAUUUGGUGGUUUUGAAAAAGCUCCACGAGGGAUCACCUUCAAGCUUCCUGAUGUGGACUUGAAUGCGCCUCGAUAUCCUGAGCUCCAGGAUCCUACAGCUAAGCGGCCCACUUUCAACAGGACUGCCCAGGGGUGGAUCUCCGAAGGCAUGUCUCUCAUUUUACCCACUGUCUCUCUGGAGCCUUUCGAGAUCCCUGAGUCUGAAGAUCUGUAACACUGAUUGAAUUCUUCUUGUCCCCCAAGCCCAAUGAGCUUGACUGUGUUAUAAGGUGUUUGUAGAUGUCAUCCAUAGCUUCUGAUUGCAGGCCAGAUUUGUGUUUUAUUUCUUUUCUUUGUAUGUUGAAGUGACUUUUGGACAGCUGUUCUU
This is a messenger RNA of Rhinichthys klamathensis goyatoka, 1167 nucleotides long. It is a transcript of the gene myoz2b, whose product is annotated as myozenin 2b. The transcript has 6 exons. The record is from RefSeq and is a predicted model, not a curated record. Lineage: Eukaryota; Metazoa; Chordata; Actinopteri; Cypriniformes; Leuciscidae. Bases 241 to 1014 code for a protein of 257 amino acids. Gene Ontology annotation, molecular function: FATZ binding; telethonin binding; actin binding. Gene Ontology annotation, cellular component: actin cytoskeleton; Z disc.